Molecule: messenger RNA, 922 nt
Organism: Phlebotomus papatasi
Lineage: Eukaryota; Metazoa; Arthropoda; Insecta; Diptera; Psychodidae
Product: retinol dehydrogenase 12-like
Exons: 4
Coding region: 23-922 (299 amino acids)
Source: RefSeq, a predicted model, not a curated record
ACUGAUUUUUAGAUAUUUCAUUAUGGGUGGACAGUUUCAGGAAGACUACGUGGCAAUGGAUGGAAAAGUGGUUAUAAUUACUGGAGCUAAUUCAGGAAUUGGGAAGGAAACCGCCCUGGAUCUGGCCAGAAGGAAUGCCAAGAUUUAUCUGGCAUGUCGCAACUACGAUCGCUGUGAAUUAGCUCGUCAGGAAAUCAUCCAAGCCACAGGGAACACAAAAAUAUACAAUAGGCACCUUGAUCUCAAUAAUCUGGAUUCUGUCCGGGAAUUUGUUGAAGAAUUUUCCAAAGACGAGAAGCAUCUGGACGUUCUGAUCAACAAUGCUGGUGUUGCUAGUCUUCAACACUCAAUGACUAAAGAUAAUUGUGAAACUACCCUCCAAGUUAAUCACCUGAGUCAUUUCCUUCUGUCUCAUCUUCUUCUUGGGCAUCUCAAGAGGGCUCCUCAAGGAAGAAUAAUUAACGUAUCUAGUAUUUUGUAUAUAUUAUCAAGAAUUGAUAAGGCUGAUCUACAUUUAAACAAAUCAUUCGGAAUGAUCAGGGCCUAUACAAACUCUAAGUUAGCCCAGAUUCUCACAACGCAGAGGUUUGCCAAGGAGUUAAAGGGAACAAAUGUUACUGUUAACGCAGUCCAUCCAGGUAUUAUUUCUACAGACAUCUGGCGAGAUGUACCAUGUAUUUCACGAACUUUCAGUUGGAUUAUAUGUUUUGCAAUCAAUUUAUUUACUUACAAAUCUGUAACUUCUGGAGCCCAAACACAAAUCCGUUGUGCUGUUGAUCCCAAAUUAGCAAAUGUUUCUGGGAAAUUCUUUUCUGAAGUCAAAGAGGAGGAUCUAGUUCCUCAUGCAGAAGACGAGCAGACUGCUGAAUGGUUGUGGAAUGAGAGCUUGAGACUUACUGAAUUGUACGAUAGAAAUGUAUAA